Molecule: messenger RNA, 513 nt
Organism: Effrenium voratum
Lineage: Eukaryota; Dinophyceae; Suessiales; Symbiodiniaceae
Source: the annotation of a GenBank genome assembly
AUGGCUGCCCAAGGAGGGCAGAUCAUGGAGAAGGCCUCUGCCGGGGUGCGGGAGAUCUUCUCAGCUCUUUCCACUUCAGAGGUGCGUUACUUCGAUCAGGAGAGGUACUCGGAGUCAGAGCUGCGAAAGGGGCUCUCCGAUAGCAUCACGGAGCGGAAGAUCGAUGCCAUGAAGCGAAUUCUCGCGGCGGUCUCCGUUGGGAGAGACGCCAGUGCAUUGUUCCCGGAUGUGGUGAAAAAUGUCUCGUUCUCGUCCAUUGAGCUGAAGAAGUUGAUUUACAUCUACUUGGUGCAGUAUGCAGAGAACAACAGAGAGCUCGCGCUGCUAUCCAUCAACAGCUUCCAGAAGGACCUGUCCAACCAGAGCCAGCAGAUACGAGCUUCCGCUCUGCGCGCGAUGGCUUCCAUCAAAGUCCUGGAGGUCAUCCAGCUUGUGAUGGUUGCGGUGCGAACAGCGGCCGGAGACAGCUUUCGCCCCAGAAAAUGUCUGGGGUCGCCAAGAGUGAUGCAGUGA